ACAGUGCAUCUUGGAGCUUGUUGGUGAAUCGUCGAGGAUUAAAUAAUCAUUAAGGCUCAAGAGCACCACUGAGGUGGUAGUCCUAGCUAGCUGGUAGUAUCAGGCCAAGUGAAAGCUCAAUUCAUACGAGACCCGAACCCCACCCGGCACGUCAACGCAUUUUCCACCAACGUUUUGCGCGUAGAGCAUGCGCUCUCUGCCCACGUGCCUAGCUUCCUUCCUCUCAGCCGCUUUAAUUACGACGAUGCUUUCUCUCGUGCUCCUGACCGCAGCUCGACGCGGUACGACCGCGGCUGCCCUGAAUAAACCUUCACGCACAACUGCCUUUUUCCCUACUAUCGCGCGGUACUUCUACAACAUUCCGCAACCGUCGUGUCCAUUUCCUGUACAUGGACCCCCUGGGACAACUUCCUCCUUCCAAUCUCACCGGCGCCAGGGCAGGUUUCAGGUCCUAGCCUCCGUCAAGGUUCCUCAAGAUGUAGCGCGAGGAAAAAGUACAUUGUCUACCUCCUCCCUGUCGGGGGUCUCACCAGCAGCACCAGCCAUUGUAAGAGUCUUGGACGACGGGAUCAAAAAGCCUGCACGAGACGACCGGCAGUACAGGAUGAUCUGGCUCAAGAACGGAAUGCAGGUCCUCCUUACCUCGGACCCAACGACGGACGUCGCUUCCGCUUCGAUGAACAUCCAUGCGGGCCACUUCCAAGACCCGGAGGCCUUCGCCGGGCUGGCGCAUUUCCACGAGCACAUGCUCUUCUUGGGUACGGACCGCUACCCAAAGGAGGGGGAAUACGAACAGUUUUUGAACCAGAACGGCGGGAGCAGUAACGCCUACACUGCUAUGGAGGACACCAAUUAUUACUUCUCGAUCAAAUGGGAGGAAUUGCAGGGUGCCUUGGACCGAUUCUCGGCGUUUUUCACCUGUCCGCGUUUCGACAACGCCUCCACCGAGAGGGAAAUGAAAGCGGUGGAUUCCGAGCACACCAAUAAUCUGCAGGAUGAUGGAUGGCGUCUCUUCCAGCUGCAGAAGUCCACCGCCCACCCCGAGCAUCCUUUCCACAAGUUUGGAUCAGGGAACCUGAGGACGCUUCUUCCCCCCCAAGGUAACGUGCCGCCUUGUCCGUCUUCCUCCUCCCUUCCACCCCUCCCCUCGCCCGCCCAGGAAGAGGCAGGACUGACGCACACCUACCAAAAGGGUGGGAUGGAGGCAACGCGCGAAGCCCUCCUUGCUUUCCAUACCACGUACUACUCGGCGGACAUCAUGAAGCUCGCCAUUGUCGGCCGGGAGGAUUUGGACACGUUGCAGAACGACCGGGCAGCCCUCGCAUUUCCCAUACCCGGUGGAAGCCUGGGAUCCGAGCAGGUCAGAGGGGAGGAGGCGGGGAGGGAGGGCGAGGAAGACGGAGGAAGGAGGUUCACGGUUUGGGAGGGCGCAAUUCUGAAGCGUCAAGGGAGGUUCAUCUCCAUGUUUGGAAAGUGCGAUAAGCCGAAACUGAUCCGCAAGGCUCGGGACCCGGCUGGACGUGGUGCCGGUGAGGGAAAUGCGCCGGCUCUCAUUGGCCUGGCCCCUGCCCCACAAUUGGGAGAAGCAACUGGCACUUCAGCACGCUCUCAAGCCGCCCUCGUUCCCUUCCUCCCUUCCCUUCCCCGCCAGUCCUCAAAGCCGGCCCGCUACCUCGCCCAUCUACUCGGUCACGAGGGGAAAGGCUCCCUCCACUCCUACCUGAACUCCCAGGGGUGGAUCGAGAGCCUCUCUGCUGGAUCCUCCGUGAAGACUGCGGACAUGGAUAUGUUCAAGGUUAGCCUCUCCUUGACGCAAGCGGGGAUGGAGCACAUCGAGGAGAUCGUUGGCCUCGUGUAUCAGUACCUGAAGCUCCUGCGCUCGUCACCAGUCGACCGGAAAGUCUUUGAGGAGCUGAAGACGAUGAGCGAAAUAAAAUUCUUGUUCCGCGAGAAGGAAAACGCCGUCGACUUUGCCAGCGGCAUCUCUUCCAUGAUGCACGAGUACCCCCCCGAGAACAUCCUCUGGGGACCCUACGCCCUGGAUUGGGACGAGCAGGCCGUGAGAGACUACCUCUCGCUCCUCACUCCAGAGCGUAUGCACUUGACCGUCGUAUCUAAGGCAUUCGAAGAGGAGGCGCAGAAGGAGGCAUGGGCCAAGGAGAAAUGGUACGGGACAUUGCACAAAUUGGAAAAACUGCCUGAGGCAAAAGUAGCCGCCUGGUCGAAUCCGCCAGAAAUUCAUCCAAUGCUCAGCCUUCCUUCUCCCAAUGAGUUCCUCCCCACGGACUUCUCGCUCAUAUGCGAGCAGCCCGCAUACAAGAGCCUCGCCCCGGACGACCCCGUCCAUCCCUUUCCCCCCUCUCUCCUCUUUCCUUCCUCCGCGCAAGCCUUGCCUGCUUCCCUGCCUGCUUCCUCCCCUGAACGGGGGGUGAAGGUCUUCCACAAGCUCGACACAACAUUCAAAGUACCCAAGGUCCAAUUUUUUGCGCAUCUGCUCAGCCGACAGAUCUACUCCUCUCCUCCCUCGGUGGUCCUCCACCGUUUGUACAACAUGCUCCUGCGUGAUGAACUCAACGAAUUCGCCUACGAAGCCGCCAUGGCCGGCCUGUCUUAUUCUGUGACUACUCGCACCACUGGCUUGAGCGUCAAGGUGUCUGGCUACUCGCACAAGCUCCCCGUGCUCCUCGAGAAAGUGGCGGGCAAAGCCAAAGGUUUGCUGCAGGAGAUCAAAGACAAAGGCGCGAACGACCCGGAGAUUCAGCAGAAGUUCAACAAGCACCGCCUCACCCUUCUACGAGAGUACAUGAAUUUUGAUCGAGAAGCACCGUACGAGCGCGCUCUGUACAAUACACGUCAAGUUUUAGACGGCCAGGCUUGGCACCUUGCCCAGUACAUCCAAGUCCUCAACGACCACUCCACUUGCAACGUGCAGGCGAUGACUGACGUUGUCGAGGAGGGCAUGGCUCGUCUGGAUUGCGAUGCCUAUGCGCACGGGAACGUGAACGCUGAGGAGGCUCUGAGUUAUUUCCAAACCCUCAAAGAUUCCUGGGGAUUUUCUCCCCUCUACGACGGAGAGCAGCCAGAGGAGAGGGCGGUGAUGCUACACGCCAAUAGCACAUUGAUUUAUCAGACACCCGGCCCGAAUCCGGAGGAGGACAACAGCGCCACCGAGGUUUACAUUCAGUGUGGACCGACGCACUUGAGUGGAGGGGACACAAAAUCCGACGUCAUCCUGGACGUACUUUCCCAUAUGGCCUCUACAAGUGCCUAUCAAAGACUGCGAACGGAGCAGCAGCUUGGUUACAUAGUGUUUGCCUUCCUGCGCCGCCUGAACGGGGGCCAGGGGUUGAGUGUGGUGGUCCAGUCGCCCUCCGCCUCGCCGCCCCAGUUGGAUGGCUUCAUUGAGGACUGGAUGGCCGAUUUCCGUGAGAAGGAGCUGGGGACACUCUCGGACGAAGAUUUUGAGUCGCAUCUGUUGGCGGUGGAGUCCAUGAAGCUCGAGAAGGACAAGAGGCUGAGCGAGGAGGCUUACCGGCACUGGGCUCAGAUUGUCGAACGUCGUUAUGACUUCUACCGAGAGAAGAGAGAGGUUGCCGUUCUCCGCACGCUCACCAAAGAAGACUUGCUGUCUUUCUGGGAUACCCACAUCUCCGUGGCCACUGCCCCCGCCCGGAGAAAGCUGGCGGUGUACGUCCAUUCCUCCAAGCAUGCCAGCGACACAUGCCGUCCUGAUGUGUCGGAGACGGGGAAAGGCGUGAUACUGGUGGAGUCGAUGGAAGCCUUGCGGAAGCUGAAGCGGGGCUUGAGCUUAUUUCCGGCGCCGGGAGAGGUGGAGUGGGAAGGACGCGGGUGAGGAGAAAGGAAGGUGUUGUUGGAUGAAAAAAGAAAACUUGACGAGAUCUUGUGUGUUUAGACUAGCGAGUAGUAUAUUGCGCAAAGCUUGUCAGAAUGUAAGAAAGUAAAAGAUGCAAGGUGAAGAAUGAUGACGCUUGAUGCGUGUUCAUGUAAUGAACAUUUCCUCUUGUAUCAAGGUUGUCGAAGUGUUGCGUGAUUUGGGAAAAAAAUCACAAAAAUACAGAAAAAAAUGAGGUACUGAAGCCUCUCUAGCGAAAAAGUAACGCCAACCCGAGAUAAGAAUAAAGGUGGCGCAUGGUCCUUGAAAG
Molecule: messenger RNA, 4163 nt
Organism: Nannochloropsis gaditana CCMP526
Gene: IDE
Product: insulysin
Exons: 26
Coding region: 188-3853 (1221 amino acids)
Biological process (GO): peptide catabolic process
Cellular component (GO): cytosol; mitochondrion
Molecular function (GO): metal ion binding; metalloendopeptidase activity
Source: RefSeq, a predicted model, not a curated record